Sarcophilus harrisii (Tasmanian devil) is the source of this 4551-nucleotide messenger RNA. RefSeq names its product piwi-like protein 1. Gene Ontology annotation, molecular function: piRNA binding; protein binding. NCBI's taxonomy places the organism in Eukaryota, Metazoa, Chordata, Mammalia, Dasyuromorphia, Dasyuridae. The record is from RefSeq and is a predicted model, not a curated record. The transcript is spliced from 21 exons. Gene Ontology annotation, biological process: regulatory ncRNA-mediated gene silencing. The coding region runs from base 255 to 2837 and encodes 860 amino acids. Gene Ontology annotation, cellular component: P granule.
GAAGUAGCCCAUUGAGACUGGGGGAGUGGGAGGCUUGAAACGGGCUGCGGAGGGAUCGCGCUGACCGCAGGCUAGCCGCUAUAAACUAUAACCGUUGGGGCUCGGGGGGGAGUCAGCCGUUGUUGCUCCAGCACCGGGUGGGUGUCGGGGGUCAAGUAGAGUCCAAGGUGGAAGGCGAUUAAGGAUUGUUGGGAAGAGGGACUUCUGCUGGUGAGGAUGGUUUGCCACUUACGAAUUACACAUUUUCAGAAAAAAUGAGUGGACGUGCACGAGCCAGAGCAAGAGGAAGGGCUCGAGGUCAGGAAACAUCACAACUUGUGGGACCUGUUGCAAGUCAGCAGCCUGGAUAUUUGAAGCCAAGACCUCAGCAACCAACCUCUGAAGGUGAACUUGUUGGGCGGGGACGACAGAGAGGAGCACUAGGAGCAACCAAAUCUCAAGAGCUUCAGAUUUCAGCUGGAUUCCAGGAGCUAUCUUUGGGGGAGAGAGGAGGCCGUCGAAGAGAUUUUCAUGACCUUGGGGUGAAUACCAGACAGAACUUAGAACAUGUUAAAGAGUCAAAAACAGGUUCUUCAGGCAUUGUAGUAAGAUUAAGUACAAACCACUUUCGACUGACAUCUCGUCCUCAGUGGGCUUUGUAUCAGUACCAUGUUGAUUAUAACCCACAAAUGGAAGCCAGAAGACUCCGUUCAGCUUUACUUUUUCAACAUGAAGAACUAAUAGGAAGGUGUCAUGCUUUUGAUGGAACAAUAUUAUUUCUACCCAAAAGACUACAGAAUAAGGUUACAGAAGUGUUUAGUCAGACUCGGAAUGGAGAAACUGUGAAGAUAACAAUCACUUUAACAAAUGAACUUCCACCUACUUCACCAACUUGUUUACAGUUUUAUAAUAUUAUUUUCAGAAGGCUUUUGAAGAUCAUGAAUUUGCAACAAAUUGGACGUAAUUAUUAUAAUCCAAGUGACCCGAUCAAUAUCCCAAAUCAUAGAUUGGUGAUUUGGCCAGGAUUCACCACCUCUAUUCUUCAAUAUGAGAAUAACAUUAUGCUUUGCACUGAUGUAAGCCAUAAAGUUCUUCGAAGUGAAACUGUUUUAGAUUUUAUGUUCAGCCUGUAUCAACAGUUUGGUGAACAUCGAUUUCAAGAACAAGUCUCUAAAGAAUUAAUAGGAUUAAUCGUUCUUACCAAGUACAACAAUAAAACCUAUAGAGUAGAUGAUAUUGACUGGGAGCAAAAUCCAAGAAGCACCUUUAAAAAAGCAGAUGGCUCUGAAAUCAGCUUUUUAGACUACUACAGAAAGCAAUAUAACACAGAAAUCACUGACUUAAAACAACCAGUUUUGGUCAGCCAGCCUAAACGGAGGAGGGGCCCUGGUGGUGUAUUACCAGGACCUGCUUUGCUCAUGCCUGAACUCUGCUUCCUCACAGGUCUAACUGAUAAAAUGCGCAAUGAUUUUAAUGUGAUGAAAGAUUUAGCUGUUCAUACAAGAUUGACACCAGAACAAAGGCAACGUGAAGUUGGAAGACUCAUUGACUAUAUUCACAAAGAUGAUAAUGUUCAGAAGGAGCUUCGUGACUGGGGUUUGAGUUUUGACUCCAACUUACUGUCAUUCUCAGGAAGAAUAUUGCAAGCAGAAAAGAUUCACCAAGGAGGAAAAACAUUUGACUACAAUCCACAAUUUGCAGAUUGGUCAAAAGAAACAAGAGGUGCUCCAUUAAUUAGUGUCAAACCACUAGAUAAUUGGUUAUUGAUUUAUACUCGAAGAAAUUAUGAGGCUGCCAAUUCACUAAUACAAAACUUAUUUAAAGUUACACCUGCCAUGGGCAUACAAAUGAAAAAAGCAAUAAUGAUUGAAGUGGAUGAUAGAACUGAAGCCUAUCUUAGAGUCUUGCAGCAAAAGGUUACAUCAGAUACUCAGAUUGUAGUUUGUCUGUUGUCUAGUAAUCGGAAAGACAAGUACGAUGCUAUUAAAAAAUACUUGUGUACAGACUGUCCAACUCCAAGUCAAUGUGUGAUAGCAAGAACCUUAGGCAAGCAACAAACUGUAAUGGCCAUUGCUACAAAGAUUGCCCUUCAGAUGAAUUGCAAGAUGGGAGGAGAACUUUGGAGGGUUGAUAUGCCUUUAAAGCUAGCCAUGAUUAUUGGUAUUGAUUGUUACCAUGACACUACAGCUGGGCGAAGGUCAAUUGCAGGAUUUGUUGCUAGUAUCAAUGAAGGAAUGACACGCUGGUUUUCUCGCUGUGUCUUUCAAGAUAGAGGGCAAGAACUAGUAGAUGGUCUCAAAGUCUGCUUGCAAGCUGCAUUGAGGGCCUGGAACAGCUACAAUGAAUAUAUGCCUAGUCGCAUUGUUGUAUAUCGGGAUGGUGUAGGUGAUGGACAAUUAAAAACAUUGGUUAACUAUGAAGUACCACAGUUUUUGGACUGCCUAAAAUCUGUUGGUAAAGGAUACAACCCAAGAUUAACAGUAAUAGUGGUGAAGAAACGAGUGAAUGCCAGAUUUUUUGCACAGUCUGGAGGAAGACUUCAAAAUCCACUUCCUGGAACAGUUAUUGAUGUGGAAGUUACUAGACCGGAAUGGUAUGACUUUUUUAUUGUGAGCCAGGCUGUAAGAAGUGGUAGUGUUUCUCCUACACAUUACAAUGUAAUCUAUGACAAUAGUGGCCUGAAACCAGACCAUAUACAACGAUUAACUUACAAGCUCUGCCAUGUGUAUUAUAACUGGCCAGGUGUCAUUCGAGUUCCAGCUCCCUGCCAGUAUGCUCACAAACUGGCUUUCCUUGUUGGCCAAAGUAUUCACAAAGAACCUAAUCUGUCUCUGUCAAAUCGUCUUUAUUACCUCUGAAUUAUAGAAGAACACAGAAAGUAGUAUAGAAGACUAGCUUCAUAGAUUUUUUUUUUCCUUUUUGCAAAUGGAGCUUUCAGAAGUCUUCCUAGAUGCAGCAUUUUCCCCCCUUAACAACUGUAACAUGGAAAGGGAGAUAAGAAAUUUGAGUUCUGUUGUCAACUCUGCUAUUGACUUAUUGUGUGAAUAUGCAAGUGACUCAUUUUACAGAUGGGGAAACUGAAGGAAGAACAGUUAUCUUGCUUUUUUACCUCUCACAAGAAUGUUAUAGUGGUUUCGUGAUAAAAUUGUAGAUACCGCACUUGAAGCACCAAACAAAAAGGCUAUUUGGGAAAACAUUGGGCAUUACUCAUGUUAGAUUAUUUCUGGAAACAAUUGACAUAAUUGUAAAUUAUAUAGUUUUUUUUAAAAUUGGUAUUGGGAAUGCCGAUAUUGUGGGGCAGUUUUAUUUUGUGUUUUUUUUUAAAACCUCCUUUAUGCUAAAGAUAUGAUUUGCCAUUUAAAGAUAAAAGCUAUACAAGAUGGGGAGAAGCUAGAAAGAGCAAACUGACAUUUUCAAGUUGGAAGCUUCUAGUGAUAGAAACAGUUUGGUGCCUUUCCACCAAUGGAAUAAAUCAAGGGCUAUAUUGGCAUAAUUCAUGUUUUUUUCCCCGUCAUUCAAAGUGUUUUUGAAGAUUUUGAAAUGUGACAUUCUGUUAGCUAUAUUAUGUUCUGACAAAGUACUAAAAGCAGAAGAGAACAUUACAAGUCUAUUUAGUUGAAUUCAGAACUUUUUUUUUAAAUUAGAAAGUAUAUUCAUUCCUUAUUUUCUGAGUUCAUGUUGAAAUAUUCUGCCCAGAAGAAAAUUCUCCAUGUCCUAAUUUUUUCUUACCACUUAACCUAAGGAAUAGGUUGGGUGUAUAAGAAAAACAAAACCAAGAAUGAGAGCAUCUAUCCAAAAGGAAUGUUCAAGUCUAUUUUUUUCUAUCCACCCAAAGAAAAGAGGAAAAGACAACUUAAUUUUAACUUUAAAUAUGAUCAGGUUGAAAUUAGAUGUGUUUUUCUUAACUUGGUGACUUGACAUAUCAAUUUAUAGAAAUAAUUUCUUAAAGGAAGCAGACAAAAGAGCAGUUAAAUAGCUACUAAAUAUUUGAAGAAUUAGUGCAGGUUGAAAUCAACAACUGUUCUUUCAAUGUAAAUGCCAUUUCAGCAUUGCUAUUCAAUAUGGACAGUAGAUACUGUAAAUUUAAAUUGAUGUAGUUUGUUUUAAAAUAUAUGUUAUUAUUAUAUUUGUAUCUUAUUGUAAGUGUUAGUUAUACCUUCUGAACCUGUUAGAAAGUUUUAUUUUAAAAUUCUCAAAGCCAAUCUCAAUCAGCAACACUUUUUUUUUGAGCCGCUUGCUCAUGUCUAAUUUCCUUCCCUCAAGAAUUUUGGAAAAUAAGAAAAAGAAGCAGUACUUUGUGAAACUCUAGAAGGAAAAUUGAUGCCCCAAAGCCCCAGAUGUAAAAGAUGCUAAAGUUUAUCACAAUAUUAGAAGAGUAUGUUUGUGAGAGAAACUAACUUGCAAAUUGUUGUCAAGGGAUGGAAUAAAUUGUUGUCAAGGGAUGGGAUAAGUUUUGUCAGCUUGUAAGCUCCAACAGGGCAGGAACUAUGUCUUAAUUUUUUGUUUCUCCCCCAUAGCACCUGCACAGUGCUUUGAACAUAGUAGGCGCUUAAUAAAUGGUUGUUGAAUGAA